This is a messenger RNA of Andrographis paniculata, 781 nucleotides long. RefSeq names its product putative gamma-glutamylcyclotransferase At3g02910. The coding region runs from base 135 to 692 and encodes 185 amino acids. Lineage: Eukaryota; Viridiplantae; Streptophyta; Magnoliopsida; Lamiales; Acanthaceae. The transcript has a single exon. The record is from RefSeq and is a predicted model, not a curated record. Gene Ontology annotation, molecular function: gamma-glutamylaminecyclotransferase activity.
CCAAAAUUCCAAAACAGCAACAAUUUAAUACAAACAAAUUUUAACAUUAUGUAUAUAUAAUGAUAUUUUGCUGCUAACUUCAGAUCCAAGACCAAUUACCGACCUUACUUACAGUACUUUCUUGAAGAAGUGACAUGGCGACGGCGGCGGCGGAGGCGGAGGAGCCGGCGGCGAGAACGACGGCGCGGUCGCUGAUAUUCGUGUACGGCACCCUAAAAGAGGGAUUCCCCAAUCACUCCCUCCUGCAAGACAUGGUAGCCACGGGGGACGUCGCCGCCCACGGCCCCCGCCGCACCGUCCACCGUCUCCCCCUCGUCUGCGGGCCCUACGGUAUCCCCUUUCUCCUCAAUUUUCCCGGCCACGGCCACCGCGUCUCCGGCGAGAUCUACGCCGUGUCCCCGGCGGCGCUGGCGAAAUUGGACGAGCUAGAGGGCAUCCUGGAGGGCCACUACGAGAGGCUUCCGAUUGAAAUUGAAUCUGAAGAGGCGGCGCCGGUGGAAGCCUACUUCGGCCAUCACAGCUUUGCGGAGGCGCUGUGGAGGAGGAGCCAUGGCGGAGAGGUCUGCUGCUACACCGAGGGCGCCGCCAGGGGAUACGUCGGCCGCCGCCAUCGGCCACCACAUAUCACUUUUCUGCAGCAUAUCCACACCUAUGUUUCUUCUUCCUCUUCUUCGUCUUCUUCGCCUCGUUGAUGUACACUGUUUCGCCUUUAGGAUGGAAUAUAAAAUGAAUUUGUAUUGUUUUCCAUCAAAAUUGAAAGAAUACGAAGGAAAGAGAAAAA